AUGCUGCACACCGAGGGUCACGCUCUGCUUCGGGCUGUGGGUCAGGGUAAGCUACGUUUGGCCCGUUUGCUUCUGGAGGGGGGCGCCUACGUGAAUGAGGGCGAUGCCCAGGGGGAGACUGCGCUAAUGGCGGCCUGUCGGGCCCGCUACGACGACCCCCAGAACAAGGCGCGCAUGGUACGCUACCUCCUGGAGCAAGGCGCGGACCCCAACAUCGCAGACCGCCUAGGGCGCACGGCUCUCAUGCAUGCUUGCGCCGGAGGUGGGGGCGCCGCGGUGGCUUCGCUGCUCCUGGAGCACGGCGCAGACCCCUCCGUCAGAGAUCACGCGGGCGCCUCGGCGCUUGUCCACGCCCUGGACCGUGGGGAUCGCGAGACCCUCGCCACACUGCUGGACGCCUGCAAGGCCAAGGGCACGGAGGUCAUCAUCAUCACCACCGAUACGUCGCCCUCGGGCACCAAGAAGACGCGGCAGUAUCUCAAUUCUCCACCGUCCCCGGGGGUGGAGGAUCCUGCUCCCGCUCCACCUAGCCCGGGAGUCUGCACGUCGCCUUCAGAAAUCCAGUUGCAGACUGCAGGAGGAGGAGGGCGUGGUUUGUUGUCCCCUCGCGCCCAGGAGGAGGAGGAGAAGCGGGACGUAUUCGAAUUCCCUCUUCCUAAACCCCUCGAUGACCCUUCCCCUUCUGAGCCUCUCCCCAAACCGCCCCGCCACCCCCCGAAACCACUCAAAAGGCUCAACUCCGAGCCCUGGGGCCUGGUGGCCCCUCCACAGCCGGUUCCGCUCGCCGAAGGGAGGCCGGGGAUCGAGCGCUUGACCGCCGACUUCAACGGGCUGACCCUGAGCGGCAGACCCCGUCUUUCCCGACGUCACAGCACCGAAGGCCCGGAGGACCCGCCCCCGUGGGCGGAGAAAGUGACGGGCGGGGGGCCUCUCUCGCGCCGGAACACAGCGCCCGAGGCUCAGGAGUCUGGCCCAGCUUCGGGGUUGAGGCAGAAGCUCAGCCGCAUGGAGCCGGUGGAGCUCGACACCCCCGGACAUCUUUGCCCGGACUCGCCCGAGUCCAGCCGCCUGUCCCUGGAGCGUCGCCGAUACAGCGCCUCCCCGCUGACCCUCCCUCUAGCCGGCUCGGCUCCCUCCCCGCGCCAGUCCCAGGAGAGUCUGCCGGGGGCUGUAUCGCCGCUGAGCGGACGGAGGCGGAGCCCCGGGCUGCUGGAGCGGAGGGGCUCCGGGACGUUGCUCCUGGACCACAUCUCGCAAACGCGCCCAGGUUUCCUGCCUCCGCUCAACGUCAGCCCCCACCCUCCCAUCCCCGACAUUCGCCCCCAAGCCGGAGGUCGGGCGCCUUCGCUGCCUGCCCCUCCGCAUGCGGGGGCGCCAGGCUCUCCCAGGACCAAGCGCAAGCUGGUGAGACGCCACUCCAUGCAGACUGAGCAGCUACGCCUGCUAGGGGGCUUCCAGAGUCUAGGCGGGCCAGGGGAGCCAGGGCGUUGA
Lepus europaeus (European hare) is the source of this 1491-nucleotide messenger RNA. RefSeq names its product ankyrin repeat domain 34A (gene ANKRD34A). The coding region runs from base 1 to 1491 and encodes 496 amino acids. The transcript has a single exon. Lineage: Eukaryota; Metazoa; Chordata; Mammalia; Lagomorpha; Leporidae. Gene Ontology annotation, molecular function: protein binding. The record is from RefSeq and is a predicted model, not a curated record.